GAAGAAGGACGAUGACAAGGCAGAUCUGAACCUUAAGAAGGACGAUGACAAGGCAGAUCUGAACCUGAAGAAGGACGAUGACAAGGCAGAUCUAAACCUAAGGACGAGGAAGAUAAGACCGAAAAAGAUAGAGUAGAUCCUCAUGACACCGAGGAAGAGAAGAAGGACGAUGAUAAGGAAGAUGCUUCUGAUGGCGAAGAGGCUACAGGAGAAAUUCCAGCAAGUCUGCAAGGAAAACGAACUUCUGAACGACACGAGAAAAGCAUCUGUGAACGCGUACGCGGACCUUCUUCAGGCUACACGUGCUUCCGAAAUGAGCGAGGCACGUGACCGACAAGUCCUGCAAGACAAACUAAAGGAAGUCGAGUCUAAGCUGGCUGAAUGCACAAGCCAGGUCGCCGAUCUGACCGCUGCUAACGACAAGCUUACGAGAGACAAUACUAAGCUUGUGCAGGCCAACCUUGCCAAAGACGAGGUUAUUGAGAGCUUGCAUGCUCAGCUCUUGGUGGCCACACGCAAGAAGCCCUCCCGAUGGCAAAGAUUUAAGCGCCGAGUAAGGGCGUUGUUCGGCUGAGCCUACCAGAGUCGACAAGCGCCACAUCUUUUUGUAUCUUUUUCUUUUUGGGGUUGCGCGAUGAGUGCAAGUAUAUUAUGGAUUUUUAAGACUUUCAAAACAAAUGGACUAAAAUAAUUGAUAGAAUUUUUCUCUUUCCCAUUUGUAUCUUCUUUUAUAUAGCAGAUUGAUUUUAAAAAAAUCAGCCGACGACAUUUGCGGGAGAGCACACGUAACUACCUCCUUUUUAUAGUUUUAUGAAUACUUUUUGGCCGGGGAAAUACCGGCUUAAGCAUGGUGGCACAUUCAAAUCAAAUCCAUGCGCGAUUGAUUCUGUCCUGAAACUUAUGAUUAUAUGGUCACAUUCAGCGCCCUAUAGGGUGAAAGUUUGUUGCCUUUUCUACCGUCAAAAUCCAAACGAUUCUGUUUCUAGUUUUCCCGCAAAUGGCUAUGUGCUUUAUUCAGUAUUUUUUCAUUCACAUUUUUUAAUGGCUGAUUUGGCUUUUAUUACACAAACAGUUAUUUUUGUAUCUCAUUGCGCAACCCCAUGAAACACUAUGUAUGAAAUUUCUUGUUCUCAACACUAUGUAUAAAAUUUCUUGUUCUCAACAGUAUGUAUGAAAUUUCUUGUUCUCAACACUAUGUAUAAAAUUUCUUGUUCUCAACACUAUGUGUGAAAUUUCUUGUUCUCAAAUCUCUAGGCACUUGCUUCUCGCAAGAAAACUACUGCACAUUUACAGAGUGUAGAGUUUGAUUGUUAUUUUGUAAAUAAAUGGCGAUAACAAA
Nematostella vectensis (starlet sea anemone) is the source of this 1339-nucleotide messenger RNA. RefSeq lists its product as uncharacterized. Bases 143 to 574 code for a protein of 143 amino acids. The transcript has 11 exons. The record is from RefSeq and is a predicted model, not a curated record. NCBI's taxonomy places the organism in Eukaryota, Metazoa, Cnidaria, Anthozoa, Actiniaria, Edwardsiidae.